Molecule: messenger RNA, 31858 nt
Organism: Podarcis lilfordi (Lilford's wall lizard)
Lineage: Eukaryota; Metazoa; Chordata; Lepidosauria; Squamata; Lacertidae
Source: the annotation of a GenBank genome assembly
AUGGCGACUUUGCUUAUGUUGCUGCUGGCACUGCUUCCUGAAAUGACAUGCAAGACUCACAUUGUGAAGUGUCAUGUCCAUGAUCCACACCCUCCACUUCACAAGUAUCACCGGUCAGGAGACCUCAUCCUUGGUGGAUUAGCUUCUCACAGCUUCAUCAUUUCCAAUGCAUUAGCCUUCACUAAAGAACCCCCACAGGCAUUGCCUGAAGAGCUUGCGUAAGGAGUUGCUCUUUCUUUUAUCUCUUUCUGUUUUUCUUAGCUUCUUUCUCUGCAUAUUGAAAGCUAGGGCAUAUGGAUUUAUAAACAUAGAAAGUAUAAAGAAUGCAAUUAAGGAUAUGUCCCUUGUUCCCCAUAGCAGGAUAAUAGAAUAUGAUAAAUAUAAAUUUCUUUCACUGACUAAUAUAGGCUUGCAUAGACUAGUUCCAUAUCUAUUUUGAAAUCUGUUGUGGUCCACCUUAACAGGGAAAGGAAUCUCAGUGAUAUGUGAUAGAUUUUGUAUUCUUCCUUUAUAUGUUCCAGAGUUUAAAAAAUGUUUUUAACACAUAAAAGGGGUUAACAGGAUUACUAAAAACAAAAGCCAACAAUUUUGUAAACUACCCUGGACUGCAUCCACAAGUGUGGUUUAAAAUACUGUACUAUUUCAUAAAGCAAACAAUGAUGAGAAUGCAAUAAUUGUGAUUUAUAAAAUGAGAGAUAUCUUUUUGAUACAGAAUGCAAUUCGUAUUUCAGAGUAGUGACUAAGAAUUACCAGCACAUCCUAGCCUUGGAAUUUGCAGUGAAGGAGAUCAAUGACAACCCUCAGAUCUUACCCAAUACCACCUUGGGCUUCCACAUAUUUGACAGCUAUUUCAUUGCAAAAGGGACCUAUCAUGCCACAAUGCUGCUAACGUCCAGCCCAGACAGAUUGGUCCCCAACUACAAAUGUGACAUCCAUCAUCAUUUGAUAGCAGUCAUUGGGGGGCUGGAUCCCCUAACCUCUCUUCAUGCUGCAAUAGUUUUGGAUAUCUAUAAAAUUCCACAGGUAUAAUGUAUACAUCUCUGUGCUGAGCAUCAUGGAUUUAAAGUUGUUGUUUUACUUUCAUGGUUGCAUUGCCUGCCAUAUUUCACCUUGUGGUGCAGAGGCCAAAAUAUGUGAACUGGUGUGGUGAAUAAAGCAUAAGCUUCAAUACCACAGCAAGACCCCUAUACACGGGAUACGAUUUUGAAUUUAUUGAUACAAUUUGGAAAAACACACACGAAAUAAAUACUUUUUAUUUGAAGAGAGACCAAUUAUGCAGGUUGAUUUUCAUUCAGUCACCAAUCUUUUGGGGGGAAAUGUACAAAAGUCUCAGGGUUGUAAACAUCAUUGCCUCACAAAUUUAAUACAAGGAGAUAGAAAUGAUGGUGAUUGAGUGGGAGUUGAAAAUGGCAGCUUUUGGAUUGUGCUUCUCAGAAAUGGAACAAAAAGUUAUGGAGCAUAAAUUCCAUCAAAGGAAAAUUUAGAUGAGAAUUCAUGGGACUAUGCUAAAAUUAACCCACAUGUGGUACUGAAUAUCUACUAGACUUUACUACAUGAGGUUGAUGUUAUGCCCACAUUGUGUUCGCAGGAAUGAAGGCAGAAGGGUGUAUGUAUGUCUUUAUGAAGGAAAUUUGCAUUUACUAAGGAUUUGUGGUGCCGUACCAUAGGAUCAACACGUGCAUGCAUAAUGUUGGCAGAAGGUUGUCUGUAUGCCUUUAUGCCGGGAGUACAAGCCCAUGUUAUAACAGAAGCUGGGAAAUCUAUUUUGACUGAAAAAGAAAGCUACAGCGAUGUUGAGUGUCCAGGGUUGAAAUACAGCAGGACACUUAUUUUCUUGGAAACAUGGUACCUUUUUUGUUCUUCUUUAUAGUGACAGUCUUCAGCCUCCAAUUUUCACUUUUAUUUGGUGUGUACGCUUAAUUGGCUACAGUAACACAAAAGACUCAAGAAGUAUUUCAGUAUUAUUUUCAGCAUCUUGUAUUGAGUGAGGGAGCAACAUGGUCCUUACUCAAAAGGUAACUUGAAAUGUUGAAUAAAAAUGACUGAAUAUAUUCAUAAAACUAUUCCUAUUCUUUCUUUUUCUUCUGCAAUCCAUUUUAGCUCAUAUAUAGUCCGGCUCCAGUCAUGGAGGAUAAAACUCCAGGCCUUUCCUUCUACCAAAUGGUCCCAAAGGAAGCCCUUCAGUAUGAGGGGAUUCUCUCCUUACUUCUGCAUUUCAGGUGGACCUGGGUUGGACUCCUUACCAUGGAUCUUGAGAACGGAGAAAGAUUUGUGCAAGCCGUGGUUCCCAUGUUUUCUUCUAGUGGCAUUUGUUUUGCCUUUAUUGAGAGAGUAUCCAAAUUAUCUCUUGUCACUGAUCUUAAAGACUUAUUACAGCAGGGUGCAAAAAUAUAUGAUAAAAUAAUGAGUAGCAAAGCCAAUGUGAUGAUCUUCUAUGGAGAAUCUUAUUCUAUGAUAUUUCUGAGAUGGCUUCCAUAUUUAUCUGAGCAAGAACAUGUGAAAAUUAACCCAAAGGGUACAGUGUGGAUAUUGACAGCCCAGGUGGAGCUGACUUCUCUCGUUUAUCAAAGGACUUGGAAUAAAGAAAUAAUCCACGGGGCUCUGUCCUUCGCAAUUCACUCCAAUGAUAUAUCAGGAUUUCAACAAUUUACUGCCGGCAGAAAACCUGCCACCUCAAAAGAAGAUUAUUUCAUCAAGGAUUUCUGGCAGCAGGCAUUUGCCUGUUCAUUUCCAGGUACAGGUGCAGAAGAUAUGGAUGGGGAUAUCUGCACCGGAGAUGAGAACGUGGGGACUCUUCCUGGGCCUUUCUUUGAAUUGAACAUGAUUGGCCACAGCUAUAGUAUCUACAUGGCUGUUUAUGCCAUGGCACAUGCCGUUCAUGACAUGAUCUCAUGGAGACUGAAAUCAAGAAUGUUAAAGGACCAAGGGCAGUUGUCAUUUCAAAAUCAACAGCCAUGGCAGGUAAUGAAGCCAAUUUUCUCUUCCAGUAGAGCACCAUAUCAUGGGUGUCAAAUAGUCCAUGACUCAUUUAAUUAAUUAUCUCCUGAUUUCUGUUUCUUUUUUAUGUUGGUUAGUGAGACUAUUGCCACUGAAUAUAUUUGUUAGACUGAUACACAUCCUCUUCUUCUGAUUUCCUUUUUCAAAUAUAGUUCCAUCAUUUCCUCAGAGGUGUAUUAUUUAAUAAUAGUGCUGGAGAUGAGGUUUCCUUUAACCAGAAUGGGGAGUUGAAAGUUGGGUUGGAUGUUAUUAAUUGGAUUGUUUCCCUAAACCAAUCCUUUCAUAAAAUUAAAAUUGGGAGGAUGGAUCCCCAGACGUCUUCGCAUCAAGUGUUCACCAUCCAUGAAGACGCUAUAACAUGGCAAAGGCGGUUUAACAAGGUAGGAAGAUAUCCAGUUUGGAAUGAACAUUGACUUCAGUACUGUUUGUAAACAUCAUUUCACUUGAGCGCAAUGAUUUUGUGAUGUAUGAAUAAUUCUUGAACUGGUCAGGGAAAUAACACUUCAUGAACUUAUUCACCACGGUAGUGUUACAGAUAAUUAUUUUUUUAAGAUUUAUUUUUUUGAGAAAUUGAUAGAUGAACUAAAUAUAUUCAUCUUUUGCUUUGAAUAUAUGUCAAAUGAUGAUCUUUGGUUGAGAGCCAAAGUUUGUCAUGCACAUUGAUUUCAUUGUAUCAGUUCAGAGCACUCCAUCUUUGAAUAUCACUUAAGAUCAUUUUCAUUCAAAACAUUCAAAAUUCCAUCAAUAAGACCAAAGUACAGUAGUACCUCGAGUUACAAACUUCGCCCCAGGAUGAGAACGGAAAUUGUGUGCCGCGUUUUGGCGGCAGAGGGAGGCCCCAUUAGCGAAAGCGGACCACUGGUUAAGAACGGACGUCCAGAACGAAUUAAGUUCAUAACCCGAGGAACCCCUGUAUAUGUAACCUUUAUUCAUUUUAUUUAUGAAAUAAUCUUCGGCAGUGUGGUUGAAACCAGCUCUAUGAAAAUGAAGGAAGUGAGAAAACCAGGUAGAAUCUCCUCUUUUGUUCCCCACCUUUCCAUCAAGUGGAAAACAUUAUUUCUUGCUUGCCUCUAUCAAACCAGAACUUCACUAUUUAGAACACUAACUCUAUCAUCUUCCUAAUGCCCAAUGAAAAAGGCAAUUACAAGCAUUUCUUUUUACUUCUUUCCUUCUCAAACAAGAAACCAAUUUAGAAUUCUUCUCCUGUCCUGUACCUUUUGGUUAAAAAAGGAAAUACAGUCAAUCUCUUUCUCUCUCUCUCUCUCUCUCUCUCUCUCACACACACACACACACACACAAAAACACACACACACACACACACACACACAGAGAGAGAGAGACAAACACAAGCUAGGGAUGGGAUGAUCUAUGCAAAUUAGCAAAGAGCAACCAUCAUAUGAAGAAUGGAUGGUUCUGAUUUGCUUAUGGUGAGCAGUCAAAAGCCGGCCCUGCAACUGCUUUUUUGUUUGUUUGUGUGCCUUUGAGGCUUCUCCUGCUUUACCUUCUAAGAGAGUAAAAGGAGCAGACAAUUGCUAUGCCUAUCAUACUUUAAGGCCUUUCCUUUCAUUGUGUCUUCCCUCUCUGCAGACAAAGUUGGAAUCUGCUGCUCGUGGUUUUUAUUACUGGAUGUUAGACAUGAACAUCUAGAAAACAUCUCAGUUACAGAAAAUUUAUUAAUGUGAUUGUGGGUGACAGGAGAGAGCCUGAACCAUCCUUGGUGAUUGGGGAGGGACUUGGAAUCUUGUCAGGUCUCUGCCCACUUUGCCAAUAAUAGGGGUCUUCUCUACAGGAACCAUAAAGAUUCCCAGCUCUAUAUUUUCUUUUGUUUCAUGGAUUAGGCAAGGCCUAUUUCUGUCUGCAGUGAGAGUUGCAGCCCUGGUUCAAGCAAGAAAAUGAAGGAGGGGGAGCCAUUUUGUUGCUACGAUUGCACUCCCUGUCCAGAAGAGAAGAUUUCAGACCAGAUGGGUAAGCAAUAUCACAUACAGAAAUAGGAAGCAGAUGGCCAGUAAUUCAGAGGAAGGGGAAUAAGCAUAAAUAUAUGCAUACAAUAUGGUUACAGGUUUUAUUCUUUUUGGGGGGGGAAUGGUAAAUCUGAGUGAUGCAGAGGGCCUUGUUGAAGAUGCAAAAAUCCAACCUGGUUUCCUUGGUGGAAUAAUUUGACCUUGUGCUGAAUGUGAGCUGAUCAGUCCGCGGCCUCCUUGCCUCAUCUUCAUCCCGUGAUCUCAGAACAGGCAAAAAGAGGGGUUGGUUUUACCUGUCUUCCUUGUAUGAGUUUCUGUGUUUAUAAACAAUCUCCUCCUUGAAGUCUCAUUCAGAUCCACAAAUGCAGCGUGGCUAAUAGUUUAUCUGCUCAACUAUAGGGAAAUUGAGAUGGGCUUGCAAGAUUAUGGCCUCUGUGGUUGAUAUUCACCUUCCCCAAUCCUGUUGUCUCGUAAUAGGAGAAAAAGGGGUUUGGCUUCUGGAAACUCUGUUUAUAUAAAAUACACAAUCACAUAUAAAAUUUUUACAUUUACACACACACACACACACACACACACACACACAUUUUCCUUCUGACAUACCCUGCCUCUCAGCCUCUGGGUUCUCACCUAGGAUCCAUACAAACUCUCAGCUCAACUAAAAAAGUCUAGCAAUGAGAAGAGUUCCUGGAAACAGUGGACAUCACCCUAGCCUCUUGUUUCUUAUGGGCAGGCACAGGGGAAUUGGUUCUUCCUCAGGCUGCCUUCCCCUGCGUCCCAUUCAGCUGCACACCCACUUCCAGGAGCAACAGGUUUGUUGAGUUUCCCAGGUGGUCCAAAGGGUGGGGAAAGGGACCUCUUCACUCGCACUGCAUUGAUUGACUGAUUGAUUGAUUGAAUGAAUCUGUACACCCCCCUAUACCCAGAGGUUUCUUUCUUUCUUUCUUUCUUUCUUUCUUUCUUUCUUUCUUUCUUUUAUUUUUCUGUACCGCUUUAUAUUUUUAAGAAAAAUCUCAAAACGCUAUACAGCUUAUUAAAUCAAUAAAACAUAAAUAAAACAAUCUGAACAAAGUCAAAUAUAGAGUAUGAAGUCAAAGAAACAUAACAGAAAACUAAAAUAUUAUCUUAAUGAUUUCAAAGAAAACAUUUCAAAGGAGGUCAACUACAGAAUACAUAUUUAACACAGCUGGGUGAAUGUGGACCCCACCUCCUAGGCCAGGUGGAAAGGGCCUUGCAGGAAGCAGCCUUCUUGCCUUCAUCACCCUCUGUCCUUUUCCCCUCCAGCUGCUGGAGGGAGAGAGAGAGAGGUGUGACAUCAUGAGAGAGCACAAUGUAUUAGUUGAGAAGCAAGUUUACAUUGUAAUUCACUUUAGAUUAAGAUUAUUUUUUUUAAUGGCAUAAAGUGUAAAGCAAAACAAAAAAGAGCAGAAUGCUUUAAUGAAAUGUCUUGAACCUUUAUGAUAAACUUCCUUGGCAGAGGAAAAUCAGGACCUGGUGUAACAUUGUCCUUGGUAAAGCACUACAUUUGAGGUUUAGUUGUAUAUAUUCAAAAAUGCCCAAAUCUCGUAGAUAAAUGAUUGCUUGGAGUCUGUUGGGAUGACAGGACUACAUAAACUUUAAUCUAUGCAAGAUUAGCAUGGAUUGUAUGGUUUGAGACACCAAUAUAAACCUCAUAACCCAUUGCUUCCUCUUCAGAUAUGAAUGACUGUUUUAAAUGUUCAGAUGAAUAUUAUCCCAACAAAAAACAGGAUCUGUGUAUUCUGAAGGAAAUCAGCUUCUUGUCUUAUGAAGAACCUUUGGGGAUCAGUUUAGCCACUUUUUCGCUUUCCUCUUCAAUCAUCACAGCUCUGGUGCUAGGGACGUUUCUGAAGCACCACAACACUCCCAUUGUCAAAGCCAACAACCGGGAUCUCACCUACAUGCUCCUCCUCUCCCUCCUGCUCUGCUUCCUUUGUGCAUUGCUAUUCAUUGGACAGCCUCAGAAGGUGACAUGUCUUCUGCGACAACCUGUUUUUGGCAUCAUCUUCUCAGUGGCUGUUUCUUGUGUGCUGGCAAAAACAAUCACAGUGAUUCUGGCUUUCAUGGCCACCAAACCAGGAUCCAGGAUGAGGAAAUGGGUGGGGAAGAGGCUGGCCAACUCCAUCGUGAUUUCCUGCUCCUUUAUUCAAGCAACCAUUUGUAUUAUGUGGUUGGCAUUUUCUCCCCCAUUCCCAGAUGUCGAUAAGCACUCAACUUAUGGAGAAAUUGUUCUAGAAUGCAAUGAGGGUUCUGUAACUAUGUUUUACUGUGUCCUGGGUUACAUGGGCUUUCUGGCUAUGGCCAGUUUCAGUGUGGCUUUCCUUGCCAGGAAGUUGCCUGACAGUUUCAAUGAAGCCAAGUUCAUCACUUUCAGCAUGUUGGUCUUUUGCAGUGUUUGGUUAUCCUUUAUUCCCUCCUACCUGAGCACUAAAGGAAAAUAUAUGGUAGCUGUGGAGAUCUUUUCUAUCUUAGCCUCCAGUGCUGGGGUGCUGGGGUGCAUCUUUUCCCCUAAAUGUUACAUCAUUGUUUUAAGGCCUGAAUUGAACGAUAAGGAACAGCUUAUAAGAAGAAAGGCUGGAUGAAUGUGUGGGUGUGUUUUGCUGUAGUCUCCAAAACCAAUGCAUAUUUGUUUUUUUGGGUGUUUAUGAAUUAUUUUCCUGGUAAAUGUGUUCUAUCUCAAUUUUCUUUGGACCUCUCUAUCUUUUAAACAUAUAUAGACACUCUCUUUCCUAAAACCCCAAACCCUUGCACUCUGUAACCAGACCUCCUUAUGUAUAUACAUGUUUCCAUAAACCUGAAUUAUUUAGAGCAAGUCAUCUUGAAACCCAUGAACCUAAAACACAUCUUGAUCAGAGUUGUGCAACUUAUACUCUAAGAGUAAGGGCUUAGAGAAUUUAGUCAAACAAUGAAUGUGCAUGGCCUGGUUAUGUAGGAAAAAUUUGCCUGGUGCCUAAAGAUAUAUAAUGACAGUAGCAAGUGAGACACCCUAGGGGGAGCACUCCACAAUCUGGGAACCACUGCAGAAAUGGCCUGUUCUCAUGUUGCCACCCUCUGGACCUCUUGUGGAGCAGGCACAGGAAGAAGGGCCUCAGAUGAUGAGCACACGGUCUGGGUCAGUACAUUUGGGGAGAGGCAGUCCUUGUGGCAUUGUGGUCCUGAGAAACUGAAGACUUUAUAGUUCAAAACCAGCACUUUUAUUUGUCCUGGAAACCAAUGGGCAGCCAGGGCAGUUGUGCCAGGAUUGGUGUUAUAUGCUCAAACUUUAUUGCACCGGUGAGCAACCUGGCCACUGAAUUCUACAACAGAUGUCGUUUCCAAACCAUCUUCAGAGGCAGCCCCACAUAUAACACAUUGCUAUAAUCUAACCUACAAGUUACCAGAGCAUAGACAGAAUAUCUCAACAGUGACUUGCUGGGUUGUCAACUCUCAUGGCUCCAGAGCUAUGGUGGGAUCCUCAUUAACUUGUGCAUGGUGCCCAGUGCCAAAUCACUGAACUGUUCCAACUGAAACAGAGAGGGCACUUCAUUAUACAACUUCUAGCAGUUGCUGAAGUGUCACCUAUUUGCCCUGGCUUUCGGCACUUGAUGCCCAUUUCUAUUAACCCCUGAUUUAUUAAAUGUUAAGUUUAAAUACUGCUUCAAUUGUUGUAAACCACCCCUGGGACCUUAGAGUGAAGGACAGAUAAUAAAUUAUGGUAAUAACAGGAACAAGCAAAACCCUUCAGAAGUUGCUGGCAGAGGCAACCUUCUGCGGACCGCGCAUCAGUGCCCUAUUUGUCUUGCCAAAGGCUCAGGGGUUCUUGUUCUGGCAUUCAGAAGCAAGAAAAGACACAAGUGGUGAAGGAGGGAUUUGAGGCUACAGAUUGAAAGGACUCAGCAGCCGGAUUGCUGCCAAUUAGGCUUUGCUCUUCUAAAAGUAAAGGAAUCACUCUGCCCUCCAACUUCAUUGAUGAACCCUCCCACCACAUUUCUGCCACAGUCCCUUUUACAAAGUGUCCCCUCCCACAACCUGCAGUAUGUGCUAUUAAGUUGCCUUCAAAUCUUCAGCAUAGUGCUCCUAAAACAUGUUUAAGUGUACAUUAACUCCAUACUAUGAUGUUGUACGUCUGAAACCUUGCUGCCUUCCUCACCAAGCCAAAGCAUCAUUUGAUGAUCAGCUAGGUGGAAGGCAUCGGGGAAUCUUCAGAUGUAACAAACAAGUUACCUUCUGCAAUUACACAGAGGAACCCCAAACUUGACUUUGCAAUUAUUUCCCUCUGUCAUUACAGCAAUGAUUAUAAUUAAUUAUGUUGCAUGCUGAAUCCCUGUGGAAUUCAAGCAGGAAAGAAAUGAAAGUUGUUAUUUAGUAAAUAUACCCAUUAGAAUGUAUAACUACUACUAGGUGGUAUUUAUAGAUUGAAAUACUGGAAUCUGUGUCCAGAAUUAUUUGUACUGAGAAUGAAGGUAGUAAUGGUGUUGCCAUUGAUACUGAUGCUGCCUCGGACAGUAUGUAAGGCUUCUGUUGCUAAAUGCAGGAUCCAGCAUCCUCAACCCUUUUUUCACCAGUAUUACCAGCAGGAAGAUCUAAUUUUGGGUGGCAUUGUUACUCAGAAUAUUGUUAAGGAAUCUCAUAUCCAGUUCUUCAAGAGGGAUCCUAUUGAGACUGAAUUUCUACCACUCAGGUAAGGAAUUAUUGUGGGUUGCCUACAAACUAAGCCACACUUUAGUCCUAUUGGUCCUAUUAUUAACUGUGUGUGUGUGUGUGUGUGUGUGUAGCUUCUGGAAAGAUCCUCUCCCUGGUCCCAACCCAGCAGAUUUCUGAUGCAGACAUGAUCGUUAUAGAUAGACAGACUUCUAUGAUCAUCCUUCAAGCAUCUAUUAACUACAUAAUUUCUGUUGUUUACAAACUUAAUAAAAGUACAAUCUAAGGUAUAACUAAAUGAAUUAUAUAUAAAACUUAUAACUAAAACUAAAAGCAGUUUAGUUUAUAACCAAACCAGUUAUAAGCCAUUCAAAUAAACAGAAAGAAUACUUUCUGAUUUGCCAUCAUAGACAUAAAAGCAUAAAUGUAAAUUAAAUUCAGCACGAAAUUAUAUUAUCCUACCUUAUGGCCCAGACCCCAGGUUCUCGAGGCUUCCCAAAACAAAACACAACAGCUGCAUCUGUCAUGACUAUCCAAGAUCUAACAAAGCAAUAUUAACAAAUGUACUUGGUUUCUACUGCUGGGGGUUAUUAUUUUUAUUUUAUUCAUUACAUUUCUAUACUGUCCCUCAUCCAAAGAUCACAGGGCGGCUUACAAUAUAUAAUUGCAAAACUAUUUUCACAAUAUGAACAUUGGGAAUUGUACUUCAAAGUCUGCCACCUUUACAUACAAUGUGUUAUGAAUUCAUACCAGAAACAUCUGGCCUUAUAUUACUUCGCUGUGUGGGUUUCAUUGUGAUUUUUGGGACUGCCUGGAAGUUCAUCAAGGACUCCUAGCACAACAUGUACAACUGUUGAAGAACCUCUAGUACUGAAUAUGAACAAUUUCAGCUCAUCUUUUCUGUGUUUCUGUAUAUCUCAGCAUGUGUGAAGUAUUAAAAUGGCACUGUCUAAUGCACUGCUUGUAAGAGAAGGGUAUAAAUUAAAAAACAAUAAGAAGCCUCUGAGUUUGUGUGUAUUCCUCUGAUUUGGAGUAAUAUCAUUAUUUUUAACCUUCUCAACUCCAGAUAUUAGCAUUUUGAGCAUAGUGUAGAUAGCAGCACAUUCUGAAAACUGAUAGGACUCUGGAUGUCUGUAUCCUUUAUGGUCCGUUAUAAGAAUUGUCUUUUAACAUACAGCAUAUGCAAAUUCAUAUAAACCUUUGUAAUUAAGAUAUACACUACACUGCCACUAGUUUUAUGAAGCGUUGUGACAAAAAAGAUGUAUAUCUCAUUAUAGAGUGGUGACUAAGAACUACCAGCACCUCCUGGCUUUGGUAUAUGCUAUAAAGGAGAUCAAUGAAAAUUCUCAGAUCUUACCAAAUAUCACCCUCGGAUUCAGUAUCUAUGACAGCUAUUUUGAAGGCAAGUGGAUCUAUCAGGCCACAAUGCAACUUAUUUCUACAAGAAACCGAUUAUUCCCCAACUACAAGUGUGAUAGCCAGGACAAUAUAAUAGCUGUUAUUGGGGCACUUUUCUCACUAGGUUCUGAGGAGAUGUCAAAUAUUUUGAGCAUCUACAAGAUUCCACAGGUAUGAUACCUGUUGAUUUCUUGUGGGAAUGUUCAGGUGUGACUAUUACUACCACUGCUGCUGCUAUUAAUUUAGGACUAGCUUCUUUACUCCUGCAUGUAUUUAGAGAAUAUGAAUGUCAGAACUGGAGUUUUGAGAUAUAUACAUUUAGUUCACUCUCCUUGUAUUUCAUGUUAGGGCAAACUAUCCUGGAUCAUAAGGCAUAAACAAGUUUAAUGUGUAGAGGAAUGCUGGGCCAAGAAGCCCAAAUGGACAAUGUUCUCCUAUUUAUUUUAGCUAUCAUUAAUACAUUUUUGUCAAGUGUAUAUCUGGUGAAGGAAAACAGAAUAGAAAUAAAACAUACAAAUUCUUGCAUAGAUGCGACUGAUAAUGAGCAACGCAGUUCUUAAAUUUCCCUUCUUGGCAGGGACACCAACUGUAGAGGACCCUGGGGCUCAGCACCCACACCACAGGGCCCCUGACGCAACUUCUGGUGCCUCGCGGAGCACCGGAAGUCAUGUCUGAUGAUGCGCGAGACCACAGAGGUGCUGUUUGAGGCUGUUUGAGUGCCAUUGGAAGUCAGGUUUCAAGACAUCAUGAAACCUCGGACAUUAUCUCUGAGGCCUCGCGAUAUCUUGGAGAUACUGUCUGAGGCCUUGCAAGACCUCAGAACCUCAGGUUCUGUAGCUAAGGGGCACAUGACGUCGUGGCGUUGUCAUCUCAGGGCACACGCGCUGGGGACCCAUAACCCAGGGACCUAGUCAGCACCCCUGCUUGUCAGUAAAGCAUGUUUGAAGUGUGUUUCUCUUGUAGUUACUCAGAAGUGUACCUGUGUAAUAGUCCAUAAAAGGAAGGGGUAGCUUGUCACUAGUGAGCAGCGAUAUUAUAUUUCCUCAGAGUAGCGCUAUGUAUGUUUUCAGACAACAUUUUCACUUGUAGCAAUGUUUGCACAUAGUGUUCUGUUCUUUUUUCUUCCAUUUUUCUCAGUCAUUCCAAGAGGGCUAGAAUUGAUCCCCAGAAUUAUGGGGGGGGGGGGGACUUUAAUCUUUCACUAAAUUACUGGGGGAGUGGAAAUUAAACACUGCACAACAAGUCAUACCUCACCAUGGCUGAGGACCACAAGGAACAUAGAGUUGGAAAGAAGCAGACAAAACGUAUUAUAUUCACCCUGCCCUCGCUAGCACUUUCAGGGUACAUUUGACUCUACCUGUAGGUGGAGGGUGAAGGUUUGUAACUGCAACUUACUUCAGGUUCAAACUGCAACUUACUUCAGUAAUUUAUUAAUAGAUUCUUUUAAGAUGUGCUCCAGUUAAAUAGGACAUUCUCUGUGCAAGUGUUCACUCUUAGGUCAAAUCAUCUUGAUUUAAUGAUGACUAUGCAUAGUCUUGGAAAUGUUUGAAUAUUCUCUUAGGUGUUGGAAUAGAUGACCCAUUGGGUCCCAUCCAAUGCUAUAAUUCUAUGAGCCCAUGAUUCUAUGACAUAAGUCUUCAGGCUCUGUAACAUCUUUUAAUUAAUUGCAUACUGCCCAGGAAGUUUAUACUGAAAUGUGUUCCAGGUUCUUUUGUUUAAGUGCAUUGUUUUGAAAAUCUGCAUGUCUCCCUGUGUCAAAAAUGUCUUUAGCUCUUGUAUGGCUCUGCUCCAGUAACAAUGGUCAACACUCUUUCCUUCUACACAAUGGUACCAAAUGAAAACCUGCAUUAUAUGGGGAUUCUCCAUCUAAUUUUCCAUUUCGGUUGGAGGUGGAUUGGGGUUUUAGCUUCAACAUAUGAGAAUGCAAAAGUAUUCGUGCAGUUCAUGAGCCCAAGGAUUUCGAAGGAGGGCAUUUGUUAUGCCUUCAUAGAAACAAUUAAUGAUUUCCCUCUUGAUGCUACUAAAGAAGCCUUCGAUAAAUGGAUAAUGGGACUGUAUGACAAAAUCAUGAGCAGCACGGCCAAUGCAAUAGUCCUAAUUGGGGAAGACGAUGUUAUUAUAUUUCUGAGAUUGUUGUUAUCUCAGUCGGAAAUGAAAGUACCCAUUCAAAAACCCAAAGGUAAAGUGUGGAUUCUAUCAGCCCAAAUGGAAUUAAAAUCAUUAAGCAAUCAAAGGACUUUGGAUAUACAAUUCUUUCAUGGUGCUUUAUCUUUAGCUAUGCAAUCCAAUGAGCUUCAGGGAUUCCAAGAAUUUCUUCAGAGAAUAAAUCCUUCCAGAGCAAAAGAAGAUGGUUUUUUGAAGGACUUUUGGGAAAAUGCAUUUGACUGUGAAUUCUCAAAUUCUUCUAUGGGAGAUGCAAAUGGGUCUAUUUGCACUGGGGAGGAGAGGCUGGAGAACCUCUCUGGGCCUUUCUUUGAAAUGAGUAUGACUGGCCACAGCUAUAGCAUCUAUAAUGCAGUCUCUGCAGUGGCUCAUGCUUUACAUGCCAUGUCUUCAUCCACAUCCUUAGCCAGAGCAGUGAUGAAGGGGAAUAGAAGACUCAUUUCAUCCCAACAGAUAUGGCAGGUAAUAUGCUCAAGAUGAGAGCUACCUGAGUAAGGGUGCUCAUUUACCUCUCAGUAAUGUUUUAAGCAGCUGGAACCUUUGUAAGUUAUGAAACUGUCCUGCCAGCCACCAUUGGAGACUGAGCUGAUUUCCGGAUGACUUGAAAUUUCUGAUAGGGCUAGGAACUCCAGCUGGAUAUUCAAAGGUUUUUUGUUAUGCAAAGAUUCAGUUCCUUGUUCUCCAGUUGCAUUGCUUUGAUACUUAUUUCUCUUUCUCUUUUCAUUCUAGCUACACCAUUUUCUAAAACAUGUCUCGUUUAACAACAGUGCUGGAGACAAGGUUUCCUUUGACCAGAAUGGGGUAAUAGUAGCAGGAUUUGAUAUUAUUAAUUGGGUCACAUUCCCAAAUCAAUCUUUUGUUAGAGUCAAAGUUGGAAAGAUGGAUCCCCAGAUACUUUCAGACCAAACAUUCAUCAUUAAUGAUGAUGCAAUUACAUGGAACACCUGGUUUAAUCAGGUAAGUCUUGAAUUUGGGUGUAUUCUCUGAACUUAAAAUGUCCACUAACAAUGGGAUGGUACACGUCUGAAGUAAGUCAUACUGGGGUUCCCAGUUCACAGGGUUGGCAGGGAUACAUCACAAUGCUAACUAUGGCCACAUUCACACUGUAUUGUUAUAGCAGACCGAAUAAAAUAAGGGUGGCAAAAAUGAUCAUCUUAUUUUCUUAUGAGCAAAAAAAGAAUACUGGACUAAAUGUGAGCUGGCCUUUAUUUAUUUCUUAGUAUAGAAAAACCACAGGAACAAAUUCUAUACAAAAACAUUGUUUUAUUGAAAUCUAGUCCCAUGCCAGCUUUUGUACAAUUCAUAAUUGAUUCUUUACACACUCACUACAUGCAAUACGAAAUCCUGUCCAUGUUUUCCAUGUAGUCAACAUUUCCUAAUGAGAUGAAAUCAUUGGAUAACAUGCUUUCUCUUGAAUUUCUCAUUUCCUAAUGAGAUGAAAUCAUUGGCUACCAUGCUUUCUCUUCAAUUUCCAGGACUCCCGCCUUUCCCCCCCCCCUCUUCUGAAGAUUAACAGUGUCUUCUUUCAUUUAUGGAUUAGGCACUACCCCUUUCUGUCUGCAAUGCCUACUGUCAACCUGGUUAUAUGAAGAAAAAGAAGGAAGGGGAGCCAUUUUGCUGUUAUGAUUGCAUUCUGUGUCCAGAAGGAAAGAUAUCUGAUAUGCAGGGUAAGUGUUAUAGUGAUAAGAAAUAGCAAACAUGGCCAGAGGCAUGCUCCACUGUGGUCUCUCCUUGCCACCACACUGCCACUUCUUUCUUACAACUCCAACCCUCUCCAGCCUCGGCAGCAACAACUUCCAACUUGCUUUUGGGUAAGCUGAAGACACAGUCAAAACUGAAGCAGGAGAGAGCAGCAGCAAUACCUUACAGAAUACCCACUUUCCACCAAGACUCUUGUCUGAAACUGAGAGGAACAUAAAUUUAAGAUCAGUACAAGGAUGCGUCUCCAGUGCUAUGUUUAUUCAGCAUUAGAUAUGUGACUUGUUAUUCAUGCGUGUUCAUGAUUUUAAUAAUCUGCUCCUUGCUUUUAGCACUUAAGCAGUGCUAAUUAAAUCAUUGAUAAAAUGUGGACUAUAAAGAUAACUAAAGCUAUCUGUAACAAUACUCAUUGUACAUGUUUUUGGCUGUUUGAGAGUUUCCUAGAGGGUAAUCAGAGCUUACACAGAUUAUUUUCUGUCAUGGCUCAGGGUCUUUCACCAUGGUUCUUCAAUGAUACUGAUACUGAAAAGGUUUCCCAUACCUUCUUUGAAAUGCAGAGUCCCGUCCUACAAGUGUAAUCAAAAGAGUGUAUCACAUUCAUACAUAUCACACUGUGACAGAUAAAAAAGAAAUUGGUUAACUGAGAUUUGUUAAUUAUUGUAGUGACUACAAUAAUAAUUGUAAUACUUGAAAUGAUGCACGUAAUAUUUGUUCCAUAUCAAGUAUUAGGAGAGAAUUAAUAUAGGGUAUUCUUGCAUGACUGAAAUCACAAUCGCUCUUUUUUUCAGAUAUGGAUGACUGCUUCAAAUGCCCAGAUGAUCAUUAUCCUCAAGUGGAUAAGACUUCUUGCAUUCCCAAAGUUUUGACCUUCUUAACGUAUGAUGAACCUCUGGGGAUUGGUUUAGCUACUUAUGCUCUUUCAUUCUCUUUGAUCACAGUUCUAGUGCUAGGAAUGUUUAUGAAGCACCACAAUACUCCUAUUGUUAUAGCCAACAACAGGAACCUCACCUACACUCUCCUCCUCUCCCUCCUGCUCUGCUUCCUUUCUGCAUUGCUAUUCAUUGGACAGCCUCAGAAGGUGACGUGUCUCCUCCGACAAACUGCUUUUGGCAUCGUCUUCUCAGUGGCUGUUUCUUGUGUGCUGGCAAAAACCGUCACUGUGGUUCUGGCUUUCAUGGCCACCAAGCCAGGAUCCACCAUAAGGAAAUGGGUGGGGAAGAGGCUGGCCAAUUCCAUUGUUGUUUCUUGCUCCCUUAUUCAAGGAAGCAUUUGCAUUGUGUGGCUGGCAAUUUCUCCUCCAUUACCAGAGGCUGACGUACACUCAGUGGCUGAAGAAAUUACCUUGGGAUGUAAUGAGGGGUCUGUGGUUAUGUUUUACUGUGUCAUUGGAUAUAUUGGCUUCCUGGCCAUUGCCAGCUUAACUGUAGCUUUCCUUGCCAGAAAGUUACCCGACACUUUCAACGAAGCCAAGUUUAUCACUUUUAGCAUGCUACUGUUUUGCAGUGUUUGGUUAUCAUUUAUCCCAACGUACUUGAGCAUUAAGGGGAAAUAUAUGGUAGCUGUGGAGAUCUUUUCUAUUUUAGCCUCCAGUACUGGGUUGUUGGGCUGCAUCUUUUCUCCCAAAUGUUACAUUAUUCUGUUGAAGCCUGAAUUGAACAAUAGAGAGCAGCUAAUAAAAAGGAAAGAUGUAAGAAUCAAAUGACUGUGUCUUCUCCUACAGUUAGUGAUCUCCAGAUAGGCUGUAUAUAAAUUGCCUCUCCAUUUCCUAAGAAGGUUGUUGUGUGUUCAUAGUUGUUACCACUGAAUAUAGCUUUAUGAAAAUAAAACACAGGUGAAUUUUAAUGAGAACUUCUUUUUUUUUACUUAGGAAAAUCUCUGAUAUGGAAAUGUGGAGAACUGUAUUUAAUAUUGGGGGAAAUGAGAAGUUGGAGUGUGUUGAGUACGAUUCUAGCUCUGGAUUGGAAGCUAGAGCUCUCGAUGAUUGAAUUCCAUCUCCUCUUCCCUCACCCUGUCCCUACCCCACCAUUCUCCUUACAUGGUGUAGAUAAUAACUGCAACACUUUGGAGGCAUUCUGUCUGGCUUUAGAGAUACUGCUUUUUAGUUCCACAUCAGCACAAUUCACUAUGAACUAAUUGAUGAGCACCUGGUGGUGUGGUUUGUAGCUGCCUUGAUUCAACCUGGAUUCAGCACAAUUGGGUUACAAAUUGCCUGAUUUGGUUCAAGAAUCAGACAAAUCAAUUAUUCAGCCCUAAUCACACAAUGAAAGAUACUGAAAAUAGUUUCUUGGCUGUCACGAAUGCCAUGUAGCUAUGAACAUGGAUUCAGCACAAAUAUUGAAGCCUUUGACAUCAGCCAGUGUAAGGCAUUAAUCUGAGUGAAAUGGGUCAGCUACAGCAAUAAACACAUAUUAUCAAGCUCAUUGAUAUUAUCAGUUCAUUAGCCAACCUAAAACGCUGAUGUGUCUUCUUCGCUGAACUGCUUUUUUCGCAAUCUUCUCAGUUACAGUUUCUUCUAUAUUGGCAAAAACUAUCACUGUGGUUCUGGCUUUCAUGGACAAGAAGCCAGGAAGCACAGUCAGAAAAUGGGUGGGGAAAACACUGUCCAACUUCAUUGUGCUUUGCUCCUCAUUCAUCCAAAUAGGCAUUUGUGCUGUGUGGUUAGCAACCUCCCUCCAUUCCCACAUAUGGACAUGCACUCAGUGACUGAAUAAAUUGUAUUAGUGUGCAACGAGGGGUCUUCCACCAUGUUUUACUGUGUCCUGGGCUAUAUGAGCUUGCUAGCCAUUGCUAGCUUUACUGUGGCUUUUCUUGCCAGGAAAUUACCUGACAGUUUCAGCGAAGCCAAAUUAUCACUUUCAGUAUGCCUGUGUUUUGCAGUGUUUGGGCAUCCUUUGUUACAGCCUACUUGAGCUCCAAGGGGAAGUACAUGGUGGCUGUGGAGAUUUUCUCUGUUUUAGCCUCCAGUAGUGGUCUUCUGGAUUGCAUCUUUUCUCCCAAACGUUAUAUUAUUAUGUUGAGGCCUGAGCUAAACACAAGGGAGCAGUUAAUUAGGAAAAGUCAAUGAAGUGUUUAGUAACUAAUUUAUGUAGUCGUUUAAACACUUUUCCAGUUGCAAUGGGUUUUUAAAAAAUCUAUAUAGAUCUGAGAAGAUCCCUGGGUAGAGUGAUGAUCCUUUGUGAGGGGAGAGUGGUAUGACAAUGACUACCAUUUCCCUGGUGCAUCACUUCUCAUAUAAUGGAUGUGUGGGUGCAGUGAUCCAUUUAUUAAUGCUAUUGGCAUCCUUCUGUCUAGGGAGACAAUGGAGUGCGCCUCGGAGGGGAGAAGUCAAAUUAUGCCGUUUUUGCUGCAUUAGCAGCACUGAAGUGACCACUUGGGGCACAAGCAUGGGCAGUGUAUAUGGAGUUGCAUGCCAAGGCUCUGGGCCCCGCAUUUCCCUUUGCUAAUAAAAACAUUGAUACAAAUAUUUAAGUUGGGGGGGGGCAAGGCCACAACUUUAUUGGUUACAGAUGUGAGAAGUUUGGCUUAGGCAUUGGGUGAAUCCAAGCUAUAUCUUGACUCCCGCUCAUCUGCAGGGAGUCCAACUAAGGGUAAACCACAAGUAGGGGGAACCCUAUGGCGUACAUAAAAUAAGGGCACCCCGAGGGGUCCCCGAUGGGGUCGUGGCAUGGCCCAGCCCACAUCUGGACAUUGGACACACCCCUGGAUCCCUUUAACAGCAUAUCCUUGAUGAGGAGGGGCAGGUGGAGGCUACAACCUCACCUCCAUCCAAACAAAGGCUUACCCAAUCCCUAACCUUACAAAGGUGUGAUGAUUGCUACCAGGCAGGUGAAAACCAAAUGGCCAAUUUGCCAAGUGAAGAAAAAUCCUACCUGGCCCCAACAAUAUUGCGGCCAACAGAUGUCCAUACCAAGGUCAUAUAUGAAGAAAGCAUAAAAAGAGUGUGGGUGCAUAGGGAGACCCAGCAAAAGGAGGCCACACCUACUACCAGAGCUGAUUGGCCAGCAAGACCUUGCUGGGUGUAGCCCUGCCCAGUGCUGGUGACAUGACCAGGGUGACGCAAGCAAGGGGCGUCAAUCUCCGCCCCAUGCCGGAUCACUAUCAGGUCCUGGAUGCCUGACCGCAAUGCCGCCCACCAGAAAAGGUGGUGCCAAGAUCACAAGCCCACCCUCCACCACUUGGAAUAUGUUUGGUACCAGCUUGGCUGUAGGAGCUGCCAGAAUGAUGCAUACAAGAUGCCAUCCACUCUGGAUUUGUGUAGGGUUUGCUGCUUAGCAUUUUCUUCUCCCAAAUAUGUCCUGCAAGGCAGUAGAGGUUUGGGAUCAGCUUUCCAUCUCCUAGAUGGACUACUUUCCCAGGUUGACGAGCCCCAUCUGCCCAUGCCAUAAUAUUCUUCUUAAGUUAUACUGAAACAUGCUCUACACAGAGCUGUCCUUGAGCAGUAUUUUGAAAAAUAAAACAGUCAAGACUCUUCUUCCCUGGCAUGUGCUUUAUGAACCAUAUAAUACAUGUCAUACUCCGUAUCCAGUUUGUUCCCUAUCACAACUCAGGUUUUUAGUUCUUAUGAAAAACCUCUUCCUUCUCUACGAGCCUGCACAAAAUUUACUAUCAUCUUGAGAUAUCAUGUUGUAUAUCCCUCCUCCAAGGGAGACAAGGUUCAUAAAAACUUGGGACAGCACCUUUUUCUGCUGUAGUUACCAAAUUAUGAAUCUCCAAAUUUAUUAAUUCAAGUGAUAAGAUUUACAUAUUAUUACUAUCCUUAUUAUAAUUAUUAUUAGUAGUAGUAUGUGUCAGUCAUGUUAACUUGCCCCGGGCAAACCAAUGUAACUUAUAAGCAAACAGGACACCACUUUUACAUGUAAUAUAAUUUUUUAUAUAUUGCCCCUUAAUGAGUCAUUGUAAAAACUGAAUGUGGGACUACAUGUAGGCCAGUAGUACUGUUGCUUGGGAAGCAGGUGAGCCAAGGAUGAGUACCCUUGCUAUUGACAACUUUAAUAGCAAAUGGCUAUUUUAGAAGAUGGUGAAUUAAAUUCAGUAUGGACCACAAAAAACCACAUUGACCUACAUAUCUGAUCUGCAACACUUUAAUUAAAAAGAAGUGUGUUUUGCUCCUCUGUUCUGAUAGAAGGCAUAUGCAAUGAAAUGUGGGCAUGUCGUAGGUGGCAUAGGAGAGGUCAAGCUACAUUGAGCAGUUUUUAAUGCAUUAUGGAUUUUUGAAGCAUUAUAUACUGAAACCUUUCAUUGGCACAAUAGGAGGUACUGGCAGACAGACGGGCAUGCAAGGACAUAAUAUUGUUGAACCCAGAUGCGGACAAUAAUGGAUUAGAUGGACCAAAGGCCUGAAGAAAACUCAAAUAUUUCUCAUCCCCACUCCCAGCAUAAGUUAUUUAAUUUUGCUAGUAUAAUUUUCAUAUUAUUGUUCUGCACUGUCCAACUAAUAGAGAGAAAACGCUUCCUUUUGGACAUGACAAUCAUGCAAUUUGAGUCCCCUGCAAUUAUUCAGUGAACUGCAAUUAUUGUCACUGUUUUCAAAAUCCACUCAAGAGUUAGACUAGCCUAGUCAAUAACAAAACGAAGGGGAAAUUCUGAGACUGAUGGAAUAAAGGGAACUCUCUCUCAUACAAUUCUGAAUAGAAAUACAGUGUUCCAUCACAUUUUAAAUUUCAGUAAGUAGGAAGCAGGGACGCAUGUUGUUCUGCUGCUAAGAAACAUUAAUCAUACUUUUACUUCUGCAGAAAAGGUAAUCUAGAUUAAGAGUGGGGGUUUUUUACUCGGAAUGGCUGCAUCGGUGGUGUUACAGCUGAUGAUUCUCCUCAUAGUGGGCAAUAGUCCUUUUGGUAAAUGUAGAAUCCAGGAUCCCUACCAUAUCCUUCACAAAUAUUUUCAACCAGGAGACAUAAUAUUUGGAGCUAUUUGUUCUCAGAGUCUCAUCCUCUCCAGUCCAAAAGACUUCAUACAUAAACCUCCACAGACGCUAUCUGAAGAGCCUGUGUAAGAAAUGCUUUUACCCUCUUUAGUAUUUUGAAUAAACAUUCACAAACUUUUUAUUGAUAAUUAUUACUUAAAUAGUUUGAGGAUCUAUACAACUGUGUAACAUGCAGAAAACAGCAUUUUAGAGAAAUCAAAGACUGGAACUGAGGGAAGUCGGGGGGGUGGGGGUGAGUGGGUUCUGUGGGGGGGAGGGAGGAAAAAGGGGGGAAAAUAUGGAUGAUAUGUUUCUAGAUAAUAUGUUUUGUUUUAAUUUUGAAUAAAAAAGUAAUUUUUAAAAAAGAAAUGUAAUAGAUGAUAUUAAUGGUAGGCAGUCAGUAAUAAGUGCACAGUACUAGGUUAUAGCAACAUUGUGGUGAAUAGUAAUAAUGAAAGAUGUGCACAGCAUGGUAGAAAUAUUUUUAUAAAAUGUGCAAAAUGCAUGUAACACUAAAUGCAAAUAUCUUUGCAGUAUAGUGACAAAGAAUUACCAGCACAUCCUGGCCUUGGUGUUUGCGGUAAAGGAGCUAAAUAAAAAUCUCAAGCUCCUACCAAAUGUGACCCUGGGAUUCAACAUUUAUGACAUCUAUUCCAGUGCUGAAUUGACCUAUCAUGCCACAAUGAAACUGCUUUCCACAAGGAAUAUAUUUAUCCCCAACUACAAAUGUGACAUCCAGGAAAAUCUGAUUUCCAUCAUUGGGGCACUGCAUUCAGAAACAUCUCACCAGAUAGCAAAUGUUUUGAGUAUCUUCAAGAUUCCUCAGGUAGAGUGCUUGUGUGAUUCAGGAAUCUACAUUUUAUGUCAUUUUCUUCUUUAUUUUCAGAUGUGUCAUAGCCAUUCAAAGACAGCAAUGGGUAUAAACAAAUAUGUUUCAUCAUUUCACUGAACAUGUUAUUCAGAGAAAUCAAAAUAAUGUUUAUCUUUAUUACAUAGUGAAUAGAAACCUUUCCUUAUAUGAGCUUUAGUAAUAUUGUUAUCAACACAUCUGAGGAGAUCAGGUCAUGUACAUGUGAAUUUUUCAUUUGAUGAUUCAGAUGGGCUUAGAAUUCUUUAUGUCUUUUAAUUUUUCUACUGUUCAUGUUGAGGGCUGUUUAUAUGUUAUUGGACUGUUAUCCUUCUUUUGCAUUGGACUACAUACUCCUCCUCUACAAUCUGUAAGAAGGAACUAUAUUGUUUGAUGAGUGACAUGACUCUAUGGCAGCUUAGUACCACAACUUUCCCUAUGGUAAGAUAAUAAUUCUGCCUACUCUCCAAAUUGACCUUUAGCUAUUGUAUGGUUCUAUGUCUUGGAGGACACUUCAAACUGAAUUUCUUUCCUCCUAUCGAAUGGUCCCAGAUGAUAUCCUCCAGUACUUGGGGAUUCUACAGUUACUCAUUCACUUCAAAUGGAUAUGGUUUGGAUUCAUUGCUGAUGACAAUGAUAAGGUAGAAAUGUUUCUGCAACACAUGCUUCCCUUAUUUUCCCAGAAGGGCAUCUGUUUAGCCUUUGUAGAAACAUGCCCUUCAAGUUUUAGUUUUGAUGAAGAUGAUGAGAACGGAGAAGUAAUGAAAAAAGGGAUUGAAACCUACAUCAGAGUCAUGAGCAGCACAGCCAAUGCAUUGGUGUUCUAUGGAGAAGCAGAUUCCAUAAUCUUUUUGAGAUGGGUACUAUUUCUACCAGAGUUGGAUGACACAAUACAAAAGCCAAAAGGUAGGAUCUGGAUUCUAACAGCACAGAUGGAGUUAAAAUCAUUUGUCCACCAACGGCAUUGGGAUAUACAAGUCCUCCAUGGUGCUUUAUCUUUUGCAAUCCACUCCAAAGAGGUUCAAGGGUUCAAGGAAUUUCUUCAGGGUAGAAAUCCUUCCAGUACAACAGAAGAUGGUUUUAUCAGAGAUUUCUGGGAACAGGCAUUUGGCUGUGUAUUCCCAAGCUCUGCUUUGGAUGAUGUGGUGGGUGAUAUUUGUACUGGAGAUGAGAGUCUGGAGAACCUUCCUGGGCCUUUUUUUGAAAUGAGCAUGACUGGUCACAGUUACAGUAUCUAUAACGCUGUCUAUGCAGUGGCCCAUGCUUUACAUGCCCUGCUUUCAUCCAGAUCCAAAUAUACAACAAUGGCAGAAGAAGAAAGAAGGGAACUUCAGAAUAUUGUACCAUGGCAGGUAAGGCCUGUGAGAAAUAUUCAAACAUAAAUGGCGUUGUCAUUAAUAACAUUUCACUACUGAUAUAUUACAUUAUUUAAUACAGGUAACAUCAUGUAGAGAAAGAAGAGUUUCAGUGUGACUUGUGACAUCCUCAUACUCAAGUUGGGGCCAAUUUGUGACACCCCAGAUUCCCCUCAGAAGAAGAUUCUGUUGAUUUGUCAUGGUGGGCGUGGGUGGGUUGGCCUAUGUGAGAAGACUGACCAAUCCGGCCCAAUAGAGGAAGAAACACUCUAGUCUUCUCUUUGGAGUGCCUUCCCUCCCUCCCUCCCUCCUUCCCUGUGCAGUAUGGACUUUGCUAAUUGCCCAUUUGGGAGCUGAGUAGAAAUUUUGCAGGAGCUCCGAAUUGGCCUGGGGGCUCCCCUUAUUCAUCUACUUCAAGCUGUUGAGAGCAACUUGCAUGGAGUGGCAAUGAGUUUUGAUUGGUUUAAUUAGCUGAUAGGCUGCCAGUAAAGACAAGUGAAGAGAUGGUAAGGCAGUAUUGGAUUAAGGGUUCUCUUUGGCCACUUUACACUGCCUUGUGUGGAAUCACUGGGAGAGGGGGGCUUUGCAUGUGUGUUAGGGUGAAUGCUGAGCUGUUGGGACUGUUGGGCACUUGUUAACUUUAAAUAUCUGAUGCUUUCGAAGCAAGGAGGUCCCUUGUUCCAAGGCCACAGGUUUCAAUUAGAAACAUGCCAGACAAAGAGAGAGGGAGGUAAGGAGGGAGAGGGAGGGAGACAUGGCUUCUCCCAUCUUAGUAACUUCGCUACCUGAACUAUAUUUUGAUUAGUAUAAUUAUGUGUGUUGGCUUGCAGAUCUUCUAAGAUGUUAUAUUGAAUAAAUAUAAUGUUUUUCCCACGACAGUCUGGAAACAUUUUCAGUGGUGUUGACAAGGUCCAGGAUAAAAAACAACAACCCAAUACAUUCCACAAUGGUAGACUAUUGUAUCUCAGAGAUAAUGGUUCAAGUUCCUUUUGUUAAGCACCUGUGUUUUCCUUUUCAAUCUAGAUCCACCACUUUCUGAAACAAGUCUCAUUUAACAACACUGCUGGGGAUGUGGUUUCUUUUGAUCAAAAUAGAGUAUUAAUAGGUGGAUUUGAUAUUGUAAACUGGGUCACAUUCCCAAACCAAUCUUUUGUUCGAGUAAAAGUUGGAAAGAUGGAUCCUGAAACCCCAAUUUCAGAGCAAGAAUUCACUGUUAAUGAAGAUGACAUUGUGUGGCACAGCUGGUUUAACCAGGUAGGACUUGGAAACAGCAGUUUCUGCAGUUUCCUUACGGAAGCACUGGGCUCAUCCACACUACCUUUUUUGUGUCAUGCUUUCAAAGGACAGGUCCAGGAUUUUGAAAUCUAUGUCUGAGUGGUUUGAUUUUGAUUUUUAUAAAAUAUUUUCAUUUUUGUCUCACUGCUUUCCCUGAGGAAACCCACUGGAAAAUAAAGUAAAAUAAAAUAAUCGCUGUCAGUAAUGCAUAUUUUUUAACAAAAUGGGCAUCCUUUUCUAAAGAUCUUCCUCUAUUCAUAAUAACAAUGACAGAUAUUUUGCAUGGCUGUCUCCCUCUAGUGCCUGUGUGUUAGCAUUCAUUGAAGGACAGUGAAAUAUUGUCACUGUAAGAGGGCUGUACUGAAAGGAAAGGAGAUACUUCCCAAUGGGUAACUUUCACACUGUAAGAGGUAACUGUGUCACUUUCUGAGUGUGCCUAUCUUCAAUUUGCUAUCUGAAUGGUGUUAAUCUUACUUAUCAAACACCUUGGUAUUAAAACCACACAAAAUUCACAUUCUCCCCUUUCACUUAUGGAUUAGGUACAGCCCCUUUCUCUAUGCAACGAUCACUGCAAUUCAGGUUAUAGCAAGAAAAAGAAGGAAGGACAGCUGUCUUGCUGUUACGACUGCAUUCUGUGUCCAGAAAAUAAGAUAUCAAAUGAGAAAGGUAAGAUUGGUUGCACACAACGUUAUCAAAUAAGUUGUACAUAAUUCAGAGAAUAAUGCAUGCAGGCCUCGACAUCAAAAAGUAAUCUCAACAGAUAAUUGGAAUAGGUGUGGGGAACCUCUGGCCCUCCAGAUAUUGCUGAACUACAAUUCCCAUCAGCCCCAGCAUUCAUGUAAAUGGCCAGGGAUGAUGAGAACUGUAGUGUAGGAACACCUGGAGGUCCAAAGGUUUCUCAUACCUACUGCAGAAUGAGACAACAGACAAUAGCAGGAUGGUUAAAACCAGGGUGGGGAAAAUGUUAAGCCCAAGGGCCACAUAUUCCUAUGAACAGAUUUUCAGGGAUGUAUCCAGAUAUAAAAGUAGAUAGAUCAAAUUAUGACUCUUGCCUUAAUACAAUAGGCUACAUUCCAGCUACAAAGAAGAUAAAUUUGUGCACCUUCACAUACCUCUCUUCCCUCUCAGUCCAGGCUAGCAAGAGGCAUUAUCGUUGUUAAAAGGCACAGUCCAUCCAGACAAAAGAGCUCUAGUAGGAUGCUGAGCUCUGUGGGGUUUGUGAGGAGUCCUGAGGUAAGGAAAGAGAUAGCUAGAGGAUUUGAGGUUCCAGUUCCAUUGGGUAAUAGCUCAACACUUAAUUUAACUAUAAUUAAAGAUUUGCAACAAGAUAACUAAUAAUCCAAUCCUAUAUGCAAGCAUAACUAAAGUUUGCACCAAUUCUGCAACACCGCAGCACUACACUGGCUUUAGAUUAUAGGUCAGUGCUUUUCACUGCUGGCCCUUAUCCAAUGCAAGCUCAGGAGGCUCCUCACUCUUCCAUCCCAUAACACUUGGGCAGCAUUUGGAAAGAAGAAGCUUCUUGAACCUUGACCCCACUCCCUAACACACUUCAAGGCAGCUAGCAAUAAGAGGAAGGUUGGGAAAACAUUAUUUCACAAUAAACUCCAAGCACCCACCUCCUCCCUAUAUGAUGUACUUGCCAAAUUUAGGUCAAAUGCACGUGACCAAAGUAAAAGAGCCAAUUACCAAAUUAAACCACCACAUCCUGCAUUAACUGUAGUCUAAUAAUGGAAAACCCCAUGGGCAUAGGUGUGGGGGGCAGCUGCCCCACCACCAAAUCUAGUAAAUAAAAACAAAUACUUAACUAACUGACCAAUUGUGUCACAGAUAACUCAGUUCUGCCUCCAAACAUAAUACCUGUCUCUCCUAAAAUAAAUCCUGGCUAUGCCUCUGGAACCCCCCCCCCAACAAAUACUUUCAGUUGCCCUUCUCCCAAAAGAUAAAUGUGUAAUCCCAAAUUGAUACAGGGGAAUGAGCAAGCAGAAAACUGUAUUGAGACUGGUACAGAAGGAACAGAUGCUCAAGAAAACCCAAUUCCAUGUCCUCCGAUAGGCUUGAUCCUUGAACAUAAUAGGGCCUAGCCAGCCAUUCAACCAUGAUACUUCUCUUGGGCUAAAUGGUGGGACAAAAUGGUCCAUGAUACAUUCAACAAGAGGAGAUAGAUCAUUCUGUAUUUGAAAUGUGUGUACAAUUUGGAAGUAACACAAUGAGCCUUACAUUGUUACAGUUUCAAAUGAUGACAUGCUAGAGGAGUUGAAGGGGCUAGGACUAAUAGGAUAAAUUAUUCUAGAUGUUCUGGGAAAUGCUUUGAAAUGUGAUAAUUCUUUUGGAAUAUGUAAUGAACCAUGGUUGUGUCAACUGUUAUGUACACACAUUUCACAACCCACAGAGAAUUGAAUGUUCAGUAAGUGUAAAAUAGUGUAUAUGUUGUAUUUAUUCAUUAUAUAGGUCACUUUAUACAAAAACAAGAUCUCAAAUCAAUCUUCUUUUUAUAAAAAACUACUUUGAUAUAAUAGAGACCACAACAUUUCUUCCUUUUUUCAGAUAUGCCUGACUGCUUUCAAUGCCAAGAAGAUCAUUAUCCAAACGAGGAUAAAAAUGCAUGCAUUCCCAAGCGUAUACAUUUCUUGUCAUAUGAGGAACCUUUGGGGAUCAUCUUAGCUACUGGUGCUCUCACAUGUUCAUUGAUCACUGCUCUAGUGCUAGGGAUUUUCAGGAAGCACCAUGACACCCCCAUUGUGAAAGCCAACAACAGAGGCCUCACCUACACUCUCCUCAUCUCCCUUCUGCUCUGCUUCCUUUGUGCUUUGAUAUUCAUUGGCCAGCCUCAGAGGGUGACGUGUCUCUUCCGGCAAACUGCCUUUGGCAUCAUCUUCUCAGUGGCUGUUUCUUGUCUGCUGUCCAAAACGGUGACUGUGGUUCUGGCUUUCAUGGCUACCAAACCAGGAUCCAGGAUGAGGAAGUGGGUGGGGAAAAGAUUGUCCACCUCCAUUGUUCUUUCUUGCUCACUUAUCCAAACAGGGCUUUGUGUUGUAUGGUGGGAAACCUCUCCCCCAUUUCCACAUACUGACACUCAUUCCAUGAAUGAUGAAAUUUUAUUAGAAUGUAAUGAGGGCUCCACUAUCAUGUUUUACUGUGUCUUGGGCUACAUGGGUUUCCUGGCACUUACCUGCUUCACUCUGGCUUUCUUUGCCAGAAAAUUACCUGACAGUUUCAAUGAGGCCAAGUUUAUCACUUUCAGCAUGUUGGUCUUUUGCAGUGUGUGGCUGUCCUUUGUUCCAACCUAUCUGAGCACCAAAGGAAAAUACAUUGUUGCUGUUGAGAUCUUCUCUAUUUUAGCUUCCAGCUCUGGGUUGCUGGGCUGCAUCUUUCUCCCCAAGUGUUACAUUAUUGUGAUGAACCCUCAGCUGAACAAUAGGGAACAACUAAUAAGAAAAAAGCCUUGAUUUUUCAUUGUGUAAUACAACAGAUGUGUUGUUCUGUGAGCUAUCCUAGUCUGUACAUGCACUAGAACUCUACAGAUGCCUAGUAAUUUAUAAAUAAUUUUAGAAGGAAGAUGUUCUUGAAAUUGUUCUCCCUUUAUAAAGAUAUCUUGAAAUUCCCUUUCUGCCACUGAAAUGAGGGCUCAACCACAGUGUUUUACUGUGCCUUGAGCUUUCCUGCGCCUUUCCUUUCCAAGAACCUCCAUGAAGCCAAGUUCACCACUUUCAGCAUGUUAUAUAUAAAAGGAAAAAAGGAAGAGCAUGAAAACUACAGACUGAUUAGUCUCUUCAGCAUCAUCAGAAAACUCUGCACAAGACAUCUACAAUGGAAACUCCUUGAUUGGAUUGCAGAAGAGCAAGCUGGCUUUAGGGAUGCUCGAUCCACUACUGAUCAGUGCUCAGUACUUCAGCACCUAAUUGAAAAGUUCUCCUCCUGUAAAACAACCUCCCUUUGCGCUGCUUUCAUAGACCUCAAAGCAACAUUUGACUCCAUAUCCAGAAAAACUGGAGGCUACCUCAAUAGACCGGCAAAUGCUUCAUCUAAUAUGUAUGUUUCAUGAAGGGACCUCACUCAAAGUAAGAUGUAACCCCCGGGGCCAUCUUACUGAUGCCAUUGAAACUGAGAAAGGUGUCAAGCAAGGCUGCAUACUGGCCCCACUCUUAUUUAAUUAUUACAUUAAUUCCAUGGUGGGCCAUCUCCACAACAUAAACAUUCACUCCCAAAAACUUGCUCGAAGACACAUCUCUGUCCUGCUGUAUGUAGAUGAUGCAACAAUACUUUCAAGAACACCUUUUGGCCUCAAAAGAGCACUGGGAACAUUAACACAAUACUGCAAGGAGGACCAGCUAGAACUCAACUAUCAGAAAACUAAGCUCAUGGCAUUUGCCAAAAGGCCUUUGAGCCGCUCUUGGAGCAUAGAUGGCCACAAGAUUGAGCAGGUCUCUUGUUUCAAAUACCUGGGGGUAGUUUUUCACUCUACCAGCGGUAGGAAAGCCCACGGGGAACAUGUUGCUGAAACUGCACAGACAAGCUCAUCUGCAAUCCUUAAAUUUCUUAAAACCAGAGGUGGCCACUAUAUACCUGCAGCACUCAAAUUCAUUGAAGCCAAAACAAUAGCACAACUUGUCUAUGGUGCCCAGCUGGGCCCCUUCUCUAUUUUUUCAUCCCUAGAAUUUGUACAAUCCAAAUUUCUAAGAUCAGCCCUUCAAGUCCCACAAUGUGUCUCUAAUGCCACCCUGAGACUAGAGAAAGGUUUCAUAAAAGUGGAGACUUCAGUUUGGGUGACCAUACUCAACUACUGGCUCAGACUAUCUUUAUUUCCCCUUGGCCUUGCCCCACUAACUAUGAACGAUGGUUUUCAAUUCACGUGGAAACAGGCUGUGGUAACCUCAGCCAGUCGCCCAAUCCCACCUGGGGAGGCGUUGCCAGGGGAUCAGCCAGAUAGGGCCCACACAACAGAGGGUGGAUCUUACCUGUGAAUCGGUUUCAGGCCUUGGGUGGAAUCUUUUAGUCUAUCUUCCCUAAAUGGGGGGGGGGAGCGUGAAGUGGUGACCCCCCCUUGCGGCGGUGAUCCCAGGGUUCCCCGUUAAAGGGGUCUUGAGGGGAGGCAUUGGUCAUAUGCCGAGAGGUUGUUAUUGCUCUCCCCUGCGACGGCAGUGAAACAGGGGGUGGGCUCUCUGCUUGAACAUAUGUUCUCCAGAGCCAGCCCAAUCCCCACACAUUUUGGAUAACCCUGAUGUCCCCCAGAUCCCCGGCUGGGGACUGGGAAGGAUAAAUGCCCAAUGCCUGAGCCAAGGUCUCCCUACAUCUGAAACUUAAUAAAGUUGUGACCAGUUUUAAUCCCAUAGCACGUUGUCUUGAGUCAUUAUUCCACUCGGGAGUCGCCUGGGGUGGAGGUGGGGACUCCACCUGUCCACGCAAUGGGCACUCAUACUGGAGUGCUCUGUAGACUGAUAUCUGUGGUCUUAGAUAUACUAGCCUUUUGUUCUCUUUCACUCUUGUAUGAUGUUCCUAACCCUUCUUUAAGACCUUCUUAGCUUCUUUUGGAUUCUUAUAUAUAUUCUGUUUUAACUUCUUUUAGUGUUUGUUUGUUUCUUUAUCUUUUUUUAUUUUAAAUGACUUUAAAAGAUUGUACCCCUCCCUCCCUAUGCUGGUCUAUGACUGUAAUAAAGUGUUGUUGUUGUUAGUAUUUUGCAGUGUUUGGUUAUCCUUCAUUGCAGCCUACCUGAAUUCUAUGGGGAAAUACAGGGUAGCUGUGGAGAUCUUCUUUAUCUUAGCCUUCAGCCUUGAGUUGCUGGCUUGCAUCUUUACUCCGAAAAUGUUACAUCAUUGUGAUCAAAACUGAGCUGUGGUUCAGUGCUUCUCAUACAGAUAAUCUGUACUUCAAUCUCUUGUUCAACCAAUGGCUGGCAGGGUGAGGAGCAACCUCAUGUGAAAUUUUUAAGAAUUACUACCUUUCUGUAAACUGUCCUGAGCUAAACUGAACAGUGGUCUAACUCAGUGUGUGACUGCUUUCUAAGUUCCGGUGACAUUACAGUAAUAUUUUAUGUGUGGGAUAGUCAUAAUAUACUGUGUUGCUCAGUCACAUAACCUUGCAACCCGGUGUAGAAAUCUACUCCCACUGUCAGGAUGAGGCAGAGCAAAAGCUCUACAGCUGAGCAUGUUUAGGGAGUGCUGUAAGUUUAUGCCACCUUAACUUACACCAAAUUGUUUUAUACCAGCUUCUUGUGUGUAGGAUUGCUCCCUCAGUGAGCCAUAACUUUAUUCUAAAUUAGUCAGAAUACACCAGAAUUUCAUAUAUUGUUCAAGUCUCAAUCCCAAUUCACUAUUUAUUUAAUUAUAUGUUUUAAAUUUUCCUUCCUUCCUUAAAGGGUGGGGAGGGAGAGAAAAGCUCGUGAUAAAUUUACCCAUAAUCUUUUUUCAAUCUGCAUUCAAUUAAGCCCUCUACUAUCAUAACCAUCAAGUGUGGAGAAAACACAUAAGGGAAGGUAGCAGGGGCAGACCAAGACAUUUUAUUGUUGAGGUGAAGAACUAAAUUGCAGCCCCCUCUCCAUUCCAACUACAUAAGGUGACUGGGGUGACAGUGGAAUCACCCUUUAACACUGCAGUAGUUUUUCCUCCACUCUGACCAACUCCAAUGGACCAACUUGGAAACUACAUUGCAAGCUAAUGAACACAUACAGUCCUGUCCUCCAACAUAUUGUCACCACUGCUUUCAUCUAGCACUGCUUACAUCUACCAAUUUGGGGAAUAGGCCAUAGUUCAGUGGUAGAGCUUCAGCUAACAAUAAUGAUGGUACCAGGUACAAAUGCUGGUAUCUGCAGGUAGGAUUCAGAGACCCCUGUUUUAAAAGGUGGAUAACCCAUGCCAGUCAGUGUAGACAAUAUGGGGCUAGGUGAACAAAUUGUCUGGCUUAGUUUAAGGCAGCUUCUCAUGUUUUUGAUUUUGGCUCCAGAUUUGGAUCCAGAUCAAUUUCUUUAACUACUAGCCCCAUUUUCUUCUUGUUACUCAAGGCUACCCCACUGAGUAGGAGAUAAUACUUUCCUUCAGAGAUGGCAAUCAUGUAUUUAUUUCACUGUUCUCCAGAGAAUACAUCUUUCAUCUGAGUCCCCUGUAAUUAGCUAACAAACUGCAAUUGAUUCUGCUGCUUGCAGAAUCCCCGAGAGCUAUAGUAGCAUAGUCAAUAACAGAACUAAUUAAAAUACUGUAACUUUGGAAUAAAUAUAACUCAGUCCCAUACAAUGCUGAACUAAGGAGCAGAAUUUGGGAGAGAUAAAGCUCCAUGAGUUUCCUGUUUGAGAUGCAAGAUCUUAAACUCCAAAAUUAUGGUGCAGGGACAUACAAGGCUUGACAUUGAAGAAACACUGAUAAUUAUGUUACAUCUGAAGACAGGGAGCAAGAUCAAUAGUAAAGAUUAGUAUUCAGGAUGCCUGCAUCAGUGGUAUUGCAUAUGCUCCUACUGUCCCAAAUAUUGGCCACUUCUGUUGUUAAAUAUGGAAUGCAGGAUCCCUUUGAUAUCCUUCACAGGUAUUAUCAGCCUGGAGACAUCAUCUUUGGAAGCAUUGGUUCUCAGAGCAUAAUCCUUUCCAGUCCAAAGGCUUUUGAUGAACAACCUCCCCAGAAGCUAUCUGAAGAACCAAUGUAA